AUGGCCUCCUCUUCUUUGCUUCUCAUUUGCCUGGCUGCAAUGGUGUAUCUCACUGAAGCUGCACCACUGAUAUCCCAUGGCUCCAUUGAUUCCAAGUGCCCUCUUAUGGUGAAAGUCCUUGAUGCAGUUCGAGGAAGCCCAGCUACCAACCUAGUCGUAAGAGUGUCUAAACAAGCUGAAGAUGGAACCUGGAAGGAGUUUGCUAAUGGGAAAACAAAUGAAUUUGGGGAAAUCCAUGAACUUACAACAGAUGAACAAUUUGUAGAAGGUCUGUACAAGGUAGAGUUUGACACCAGCACAUACUGGAGGGCACUUGGUGUUUCCCCAUUUCACGAAUAUGCUGAUGUGAUUUUUACUGCUAACGAUUCUGGCCAUCGUCAUUACACCAUUGCUGCUCUUCUUAGUCCCUUUUCUUAUUCUACCACAGCUGUUGUCAGUGACCCAAAGGAAUGAGACCAUACGCUAUUCUUACAAGGUUCUCUAUGCUGUUCCAUUUGUGUAGCAUUAUUUUAAAGGAAGCAGUUAACAUGUAUAAUCAAUGGCUCAUUUAC
Molecule: messenger RNA, 551 nt
Organism: Varanus komodoensis (Komodo dragon)
Lineage: Eukaryota; Metazoa; Chordata; Lepidosauria; Squamata; Varanidae
Gene: TTR
Product: transthyretin
Exons: 4
Coding region: 1-453 (150 amino acids)
Biological process (GO): purine nucleobase metabolic process
Molecular function (GO): thyroid hormone binding
Source: RefSeq, a predicted model, not a curated record